GCGUUGCAGGAUGUUGUGCCAAAACAACUACUGCACCACUGGACCGAGUAAAGAUUUUGCUGCAAGCUCAUAACCACCAUUACAAACACCUAGGAGUGUUUUCUACAUUGUGUGCUGUCCCCAAAAAGGAAGGUUACCUUGGGCUGUAUAAAGGAAAUGGGGCAAUGAUGAUUAGAAUCUUUCCAUAUGGCGCAAUUCAGUUUAUGGCAUUUGACCAAUAUAAAAAGGUAAUAAAGAAGCAACUUGGGAUUUCAGGGCAUGUGCAUCGAUUAAUGGCUGGAUCCAUGGCAGGUAUUACAGCAGUGAUUUGUACUUACCCUCUUGAUAUGGUUAGAGUUCGUCUGGCCUUCCAAGUAAAAGGGGAACACAAGUACAUGGGAAUUAUCCAUGCAUUCAAGAUGAUUUACACAAAGGAAGGUGGGUUUAGUGGAUUCUACAGAGGGCUCAUGCCAACUGUUGUAGGAAUGGCACCAUAUGCAGGUUUUUCAUUUUUUACCUUUGGUACCUUAAAGAGCAUUGGACUUGCUCAAGCACCUAACUUGCUUGGACGGCCUUCAUUAGAUAACCCUGAUGUCUUAGUUUUGAAAACACACGUUAAUCUGCUGUGUGGUGGCAUAGCUGGAGCAAUAGCUCAGACGAUAUCAUAUCCCCUUGAUGUAACUCGUAGGCGAAUGCAGUUAGGAGCAAAUCUCCCAGACUCUGAAAAGUGCCUUACAAUGGUGCAGACGCUGAAAUAUGUGUAUCAACAGCAUGGAAUACGAAGAGGAUUAUACCGUGGCUUAUCUCUAAAUUAUAUUCGCUGUAUUCCCUCCCAGGCUGUGGCUUUUACCACAUAUGAACUUAUGAAACAAUUCUUGCACCUCAACUAAUUUUUUUUUUAGAAGGCUUUCCUGUAAAACUAGACUAUCAGUCCUCAAAUUAUAUUGGUGAGUAAAUUACUUGAAGUUCUAAGAAAAUCUGUCUGUACUGUGGAACUGCUUUUGUCUGACAUCUUCAUUUGCCAAAAUGUGGUUCACUUGCUAGAGUCGAACCAGAAGAUUGAUCAAAAUAAACAUUAGUUAGCUAUAAACAUGUUUUUUGCACUUGAUCUUCUAGGCUUCAUUAGAUUAAUGCUAGGAAUUACACAUUUUUAAAAGCACACCCAUAUUUUAUACGGGUUUUAAGCUGUUAGAUACUGAGCUUUAUCACUGUCCUUGGAGUUACACACAUGGUAAUAUGGCUUUUUAAGCUAGUAUUUAGACAUCUCUUCUUUAA
Apaloderma vittatum (bar-tailed trogon) is the source of this 1254-nucleotide messenger RNA. It is a transcript of the gene SLC25A16, whose product is annotated as solute carrier family 25 (mitochondrial carrier), member 16. Lineage: Eukaryota; Metazoa; Chordata; Aves; Trogoniformes; Trogonidae. The annotation marks the transcript as partial. The record is from RefSeq and is a predicted model, not a curated record. Gene Ontology annotation, biological process: transmembrane transport. The transcript has 8 exons. Gene Ontology annotation, cellular component: mitochondrial inner membrane.